Nomascus leucogenys (northern white-cheeked gibbon) is the source of this 801-nucleotide messenger RNA. RefSeq names its product complement factor H-related protein 3-like. NCBI's taxonomy places the organism in Eukaryota, Metazoa, Chordata, Mammalia, Primates, Hylobatidae. The record is from RefSeq and is a predicted model, not a curated record.
AUGUUGUUACUAAUCAACGUCAUUCUGACCUUGUGGGUUUCCUAUGCUAAUGGACAAGAAAAAUUGAAUGAACGGGAACACCACAAAUGCAGAAGUUCGGUUAAUUUUGAGAGAGAAGUGAAACCUUGUGAGUUUCCAGAAAUUCAACAUGGAGGUCUAUAUUAUGAGAGUAUGCGUAGACCAUACUUUCCAGUGGCUGCAGGAAAGUCUUAUUCCUAUUACUGUGACCGAAAUUUUGUGACUCCUUCGGAAAGUUACUGGGAUUACAUUCAUUGCACGCAAGAUGGGUGGUCGCCAACAGUCCCAUGCCUCAGACUAUGUAUUUUCAAUUAUUUGGAGAAUGGAUAUAAUAAAAAAUAUGGAAGAACAUAUUUACGCUGGUCUCCUCCUCCCAGAUGCAUUCGUGUCAGAACAUGCUCACAAUCAGAUGUAGAAAUUGAAAAUGGAUUCAUUUCUGAAUCUUCCUCAAUUUAUAUUUUAAAUAAAGAAAUACAAUAUAAUUGUAAACCAGGAUAUGCAACAGCAGAUGGAAAUUCUUCAGGAUCAAUUACAUGUUUGCAAAAUGGAUGGUCAACACAACCAAUUUGCAUUAAUUCUUCAGAAAAGUGUGGGCUUCCUCCACCUAUUAGCAAUGGAGAUACCACGACCUUCCCGCAAAAAGUGUAUCUGCCAUGGUCAAGAGUCGAGUACCAAUGCCAGUCCUACUAUGAACUUCAGGGUUCUAAAUAUGUCACAUGUAGUAAUGGAGAGUGGACAGAACCACCAAGAUGCAUAUGUAAGUUCUUAAUAUUCUGGAUCUGA